Messenger RNA from Peronospora matthiolae, 132 nucleotides. The record is from the annotation of a GenBank genome assembly. Lineage: Eukaryota; Oomycota; Peronosporomycetes; Peronosporales; Peronosporaceae.
AUGAUGGAAGAAGGCGACGAUGUGCUCGAACACAUCAACAAGCUCAAGACGCUGGCGGAACAGCUAGAAGCGGUGGGGGGCUCCAGUCUGCGAGGACGAUCUGGUGAUCACACUUCUCGGCAGCCUGAGUGA